Paecilomyces variotii is the source of this 2376-nucleotide messenger RNA. RefSeq names its product major facilitator superfamily domain-containing protein. The transcript has 3 exons. Gene Ontology annotation, molecular function: transmembrane transporter activity. The record is from RefSeq and is a predicted model, not a curated record. Gene Ontology annotation, cellular component: membrane. Gene Ontology annotation, biological process: transmembrane transport. Bases 86 to 2281 code for a protein of 731 amino acids. Lineage: Eukaryota; Fungi; Ascomycota; Eurotiomycetes; Eurotiales; Thermoascaceae.
ACCUAGCCAUCACUCCCCGGUCAUCUCUACCAGCUCUGCAUUUGUCUCUCCAUCGACUGGGAGAAUAUUUCCUGCUUCAGUAGCUAUGACAGAUAAAUAUGAAACUUCCGAACGAUCCAUAGCCAGGCGGCUACCUUUUCCCUUUGGAAAGCACCCGCUGUGGGUGGAUGGCACGACUCGAGUUGCGGAGGAGAGAGAGGACGACCCGCAAGUUUGGCGACAGGAAGUAAUCAGCAUAUUUGACUCAAACGGAUUUGACUUCCAGGUGUUUCUCGUGGCUGCCUCUGGAUUUCUCACGGACUCUUAUGCUCUUUUCUCAACCAACGUUAUCCUGCCCCUUCUCGGCUUCCUCUACUGGCCAACCCCCACAGAUCGCAUGCCCGAACUUUGGAUUAACGUCUCAACUCUCGCGGGCUCUGCAGUGGGUCAACUUCUCUUCGGCUGGCUGACCGAUCGACUUGGUCGACGGAAGCUGUAUGGCCUCGAGCUGGUGCUGGUCAUUUUCGCGACGCUGGGAAUAGCUCAGGCGUCGGGCGGCGAGCAUCACAGCAUGAGCAUACUCAGUUGGAUCGUCUUCUAUCGGUUCUUUCUGGGAUUAGGGAUUGGAGCCGAGUACCGAUUGAGCGCGGUGAUUACGGCGGAGUUCAGCAGCAGCAGGUACCGAGCCAAGAUGAUGGCCGCUGUGUUCUUGAUGCAGCCCUUGGGCCAGAUCCUCGCAGCGGCCGUUGGCUGGGGAGUCUUGUCUGGUCUGAUGCAUUCUCGAGGCUUGGUCGAUCUACCUGAUCACGGCUCGCAGUUCCAGAGUUUAUCGAUUCACGAGCAGCAAAGGAUCCUGUCUACUCUUGACAGUGUUUGGCGCUGGGUCGUCGGGGUAGGUUGCAUCCCCACUCUACUUGCAAUAAUCUGGCGCUUUUCGAUCCCAGAAUCCCCACGAUAUACGAUGGACGUCAAUCAUGAUCCUUUACAAGCUUUGGCAGCUACCAGGCGUCAGUUCCAGCACCAGCUACAUGCGGUUGAGGAUGGGGAGAACGCUCAACAGAACAAUGGGGGUGGUGCCUUUCUCUCUCGACGAGCACUCAUAUCCAGACCACUCCCCGAAACGGACAAUCCGCCAGAGUUGUGGGAUUACCUCUUCAACCAGGGGAACAUCAGGUACCUCUUGGCGACGGCAAUAUGUUGGUUUUUACUGGACUUCUGCUUUUACGCCCUCGGUAUCAACAGUCCACGCCCGCUGGCUGCUCUUUGGGAUGACAGCCUCCCGACUAUUCCCAACACUACCGUUUUGCCGAUAGCAUCCGCUACAGUUACUAUUCCCAUCACAUAUGUCGCGACUGUGGAUGGUAGUCUGUACACGAUGGUCACCUCUCUCGCUGCAGGCGUUCCGCCACCAACAGCCACUGUAACCAGUUACAUUGCGGCUAGUAACCCCAGCCUGCGUGUCCCCGACUUUGAGAACAUCUGGGAUCCGCAGUUAACCAUGUUUAACCAAAUAUCCCACAACGCACAGCAAUACAUUGAGACUAUUUCUAUCAGCUCCCUGGCUGGUAGUGGGCUACUCAUCUUUUUGAUUGACUACGUCCCACGGAAGAUGUGGCUAGUCUGGUCGUUUUUGAUACUCAGUGUCUGUUUUGCAGUUCUCGGAGGUGUUCUUGUACGCACUGAGUUCCAAGGUGGCCAUUGGGCGGCUGUGGUUAUCUAUGCUAUUUGCCAAUUCUUUUUCAAUCUUGGACCUAACACUCUAACAUAUAUCAUAUCUGCUGAAAUCUUCCCAACAAGGUUCCGGGCUACUUGUCAUGGUAUAUCUGCUGCCUGUGGGAAGAUUGGCGCCAUAAUUAUCCUUCUUAUAACAGAGAAAGCACUACCCAGCAAUGAUACUAAGGCCCUCAAUCAACUUUUGGCUUCAUUUUCAGUUCCUCUAGCCUUGGCGGCACUAUUCGCAUGGGUGUGGAUCCCUGAGCUACAAUUGGCGCCUACCGAGCCUCCACGCACUUUACAUCUGCCCAAACUGCCAAACAAGAGCUUAGAGCGUUUGGCGAAAGGGUGGCAGUAUGCCAAUGGAAACCACCAGACUUAUAAUCCUUCGACUGGAUUUCAAGGCGGUGAGGACCAGCGAUUGGACUUCAGGAAGAGAUUCAGUGACUUAUGGUAUCGGAUGACAAAAGGCGGGCAAAGGCACGCGCUGGGACAGUGUACUUACCCUAAGCUGCCCACAGAGCUAACCAGGCCAGCCAAUUCUGAAGGAGAUAUCCACACACAAGCUGGGGUAAGCAUGUCUAGUUAGUAUCAUGAGAACGCUAGUUAUGUUGUUCUAUAUUUUUGGUCUAUUACAGGUAUCAUAAAAUAUACGUAAAACAAUAUGCUAGACAUAGUUACAAU